This is a messenger RNA of Manihot esculenta (cassava), 1389 nucleotides long. RefSeq lists its product as uncharacterized. The record is from RefSeq and is a predicted model, not a curated record. The transcript has 2 exons. Lineage: Eukaryota; Viridiplantae; Streptophyta; Magnoliopsida; Malpighiales; Euphorbiaceae. The coding region runs from base 1 to 1389 and encodes 462 amino acids.
AUGGGGGUUGAGACAUAUGAUGUGGAUAAGAAGCAAAAUUUUCUCAUGCGGGUUGCUUUGCUAUGGACCAUUAGUGACUUUCCUGCUUAUGCCAUGCUUUCUGGUUGGAGCACUGCAGGAAGGCUUGCAUGCCCAUAUUGUAUGGAUAACACUGAUGCAUUUACUUUGCCAAGAGGUGGCAAACAAUGUUGGUUUGACAAUCAUUGUAAAUUUUUGAACCAUAACCAUCCAUGGCGGAAGAAUAAAUCAUGGUUUAGAAAAAACAAAGUUGUUACUGAACAUGCACCUCUAGUAAGGACUGGAGAGGAAAUUUUGCAUGAGAUAGAAAGUCUGGGAUUAAUGAGAGUGACAGAUCCAGGUUCAAAUGUUGUUAAUGCUGUUAUUAGUAAGACAUGUGGAUGGAGGAAACGCAGCAUAUUCUGGGAUUUACCUUAUUGGAGUUCCUUGCUUAUUAGACACAACCUUGAUGUAAUGCAUAUUGAAAAGAAUUUUUUUGAUAACUUGUUCAAUACCAUUAUGAAUAUAGAGGGUAAAACAAAAGAUAAUGCAAAAGCAAGAGAAGAUAUGAGGGAAAUAUGUCGGCGGCCUGAGUUGGAGGUUAAUGCAGAAACUGGCAGGUAUCCAAAAGCAAUAUAUGCAUUGGACAAACUGGCAAAACAAGUUAUUUGUGAAUGGAUGAAGGGACUCAGAUUUCCUGAUGGUUAUGUGUCUAACAUGGCUCGAUGUGUCGACAUGAACAAGUACAGAUUAUUUGGAAUGAAAAGUCAUGAUUGUCAUAUUUUCAUGCAAAAGUUGUUGCCUAUUGCUUUUCGUGAAUUAUUAUCAAUGAGAAUGUGGGAAGCAAUUACCGAGCUAAGUAUUUUCUUUAAGCAACUAACGAGUACGAUCUUACGGGAGGAAGAUAUGCAAAGGCUUGAAGAGGACAUUCCGGUUAUACUAUGCAAAUUGGAGCGAAUAUUUCCUCCGGGUUUCUUCGACUCGAUGGAACAUCUUCCGGUUCAUCUUGCAUAUGAAGCUCGCAUUGGGGGUCCAGUGCAAUAUCGUUGGAUGUAUCCUUAUGAGCGGUACAAUGGAAUUUUAAAGAAGAAUAUUAAAAAUAAAGCCAAAGUUGAAGGAUCAAUUGCUAAUGCAUACUUGGUAGAGGAGGCAUCUUCUUUUUGUGCUUACUAUUUUGAGUCACAUGUUUCUACAAGACAUCGACGGGUUCCACGUAAUGAUGAUGGUGGUGUAGUGGAAGAUCAGGAGAUUGAAGGAAAUUUAUCAAUAUUCAAAUAUCCGGGUAGACCCAUAGGUCAAUCAAAGAAAAGGAUAUUGACAAAGGAUGAAAGAAAUGCAGCUCAUUUAUAUAUCCUACUAAAUUGUGAAGAAGUUUCACCAUUUAUCAAGUAA